GAGCAAAUGACAGUGGGCAGUUGAACAGCAGCCAGAGCCUGAAGAAGCCAACUCCGGGGAGGAGGAGAGGAAGCAGAAGGCUCAGUCUCGGUCUCCUACUCUUGGCAAGAUGGGUGACUGGAGCUUCCUGGGGGAGUUCCUGGAGGAGGUCCACAAGCACUCCACAGUCAUCGGCAAGGUCUGGCUCACUGUCCUGUUCAUUUUCCGCAUGCUGGUCCUGGGCACCGCUGCUGAGUCCUCCUGGGGAGAUGAGCAGGCCGACUUCCGGUGCGAUACCAUUCAGCCUGGUUGCCAAAAUGUCUGCUACGACCAAGCCUUCCCCAUCUCCCACAUUCGUUAUUGGGUACUGCAGAUCAUCUUUGUGUCCACGCCUUCUCUAGUGUACAUGGGCCACGCCAUGCACACUGUGCGCAUGCAGGAAAAGCAGAAGUUGCGAGAUGCUGAGAAAGCUAAAGAGGCCCACCGCACUGGUGCCUAUGAGUACCCGGUAGCCGAGAAGGCCGAGCUGUCCUGCUGGAAGGAAGUGGACGGGAAGAUUGUCCUCCAGGGCACCCUACUCAACACCUACGUCUGCACCAUUCUGAUCCGCACCACCAUGGAGGUGGCCUUCAUCGUAGGCCAGUACCUCCUUUAUGGGAUCUUCCUGGACACCCUGCAUGUCUGCCGCCGGAGUCCCUGUCCCCACCCAGUCAACUGUUACGUUUCGAGGCCCACGGAGAAGAACGUCUUCAUUGUCUUUAUGAUGGCUGUGGCUGGACUGUCUCUGUUUCUCAGCCUGGCUGAACUCUACCACCUGGGCUGGAAGAAGAUCCGACAGCGCUUUGGCAAGUCACGGCAGGGUGUGGACAAGCACCAGCUUCUUGGUCCUCCCACCAGCCUCGUCCAGAGCCUAACUCCUCCCCCUGACUUCAAUCAGUGCCUAAAGAACAGCCCGGGUGAGAAAUUCUUCAGUGACUUCAGUAAUAACAUGAGCUCCCGGAAGAAUCCAGACGCUCUGGCCACCGAGGAAGUGCCAAACCAGGAGGAGGUUCCAGGGGAAGGUUUCAUCCACAUGCACUAUAGCCAGAAACCGGAGCACCCCAGUGGAGCCUCUGCGGGCCCCCGCCUUCCUCAGGGCUACCAUACUGACAAACGCCGCCUUAGUAAGGCCAGCAGCAAAGCAAGGUCAGAUGACCUGUCAGUGUGACCCUCCUCUCAGGGAGGGCCAGGCCCAGGAGGGAGGAAAGGAGUGUGAGGCAGGAAAGAAGCAGUGUCUCUCGCGACUGUAUGCUCUCCUCAGCACCACUCUGCUCCAUCUGUCCUGGGUCUGGAUGGCGUUGCUCGUUAUCCUCAAAAUUACAGUUCUGAGUAUUCUCAAAGACUGGGCUACUCCUCAAGUCUCCUUCCUCCUCAUCUACCAGUAUUCACAGUGAAGCCACAGUGGAGGCAGGAUCGGGAAUCAUGGCAAAAUCUGAUCUGGGGAGGACAGAUUCAACACCAGCUGCAUACCAGAUAGACCCCCACCCCAAGUCUUCUCUUUGGUACUAUGCCCAUCCUCUUUUUUUUUUUUCUUAAGAGCCUACGGUUGAGAGUAUUCAUCAAAUAAUCUGUCCCGUAUCAUUCUUUUGAAUCCGUUGUUUCCACGUGCCGUACCUCGGAGUGCUGGUGAGGUAACUAUGGGCUGCCCUUGGCUGCAUCUCCCUCCUCCCAGUCUUAAAGGGGUAUCCUUGGUCCUUGGCCAGCAUCAGAUUUACAAGUGCCUUGGUAUGUGCCUUUGGCAAACAUUUCAUGUUGACGAUGUCUCAGCUUUACUGCCAGGCUAGACACCCAGCUCGUAAGGGUGCCAAGAUCUCUAGAAGUCACUGUGCACACAAGCAUCGCUGGAAUUGCCACCAGCUGUCAUCCUGCAGUCCUUUACAGUUCAACCUAAUGAUAGAAACCAUCCUGGCCUGCUCACCCACUGUCCCUCUAAAGUCUUUGUUAGCAGGAAUGUCCAAAGUCACCAUCCUGGAUCCUGGCCAGAUUACCAGCCUCCAAGUUCAGUGGAAUUUCCCCAGGAUUUAAUGAAACAAAGAGCAUUGUGCU
Molecule: messenger RNA, 2064 nt
Organism: Mus pahari (shrew mouse)
Lineage: Eukaryota; Metazoa; Chordata; Mammalia; Rodentia; Muridae
Gene: Gja5
Product: gap junction protein alpha 5
Exons: 2
Coding region: 110-1186 (358 amino acids)
Biological process (GO): cell communication
Cellular component (GO): connexin complex
Source: RefSeq, a predicted model, not a curated record